AUUCUUGCAACAACUUUUUAUUAUUUUAUUUUGUGAGGAACGUCUAGAGUUUUCAGUCUUUGACCAAACUUCCAUAAUCCCAACAAAACUUUGCGUAAAGAAUUGUUAUUCCUGUGAAAACAAUUUGGAAUACGAUGUGAAAUGAUUUGGCCAAUAAUCCUGAAAUCAAGGCAAAACAAAUCUGAAUCGAGGAAGAUAGAGGAUGGCCAGUCUGUUGAAGCCAACGCAUACUCAUCGGCAUCCCCAUUCCCAUCCCGUCCUCCAUCAUCAAUCACAAAGAUAUCACAAAUUCAAGCUCCCCAUAGCUCUAGUUGGUCGUCAAUCUCGCCAUCAGUUCAUUCAACGCAGCCGAAUCAACUGCAAUUAUCAAGACUCCGGCAACGAACAACCACCUCCUUCUACUUCCACUGCUUUGCAACUCUACUCCGAUAUUGAGAGAUUACUAACUGAGACAGUUAGGCAAUCACAAGAGGCCUGGGGUGGUUUAAAAGAUUGGACAGAAGUUGAGGGAGCAUGGGUUCUCAAACCACGAAACACAACCCCAAAAUAUGUUGUACAUUUUGUUGGGGGUAUAUUUGUUGGAGCUGCACCUCAGCUUACAUAUCGCUUGUUUUUGGAGCGCCUUUCCGAGAAGGGAGUUUUCAUUAUUGCAACACCCUAUGCCAGUGGAUUUGACUAUUUCUUAAUUGCGGAUGAAGUGCAGUUUAAAUUUGAUAGGUGUCAUCGGGCAUUUCUUGACUCAGUACAAGAUCUUCCCACUUUUGGUAUUGGCCAUUCUCUGGGAUCUGUCAUCCACCUUUUGAUUGGAUCAAGAUAUGCUGUGGAAAGAAGUGGAAAUGUACUGAUGGCAUUCAAUAACAAGGAGGCAAGCUCAGCCGUUCCUUUGUUCUCCCCGGUACUUGUUCCAAUGGCUCAAAGCAUGGGGCCUCUCUUAUCACAAAUUGCAUCAUCACCGACUUUUCGUCUAGGGGCAGAGAUGACAAUGAAACAAUUAGAAAAUCUUAGCCCUCCAAUAGUGAAGCAAGUUCUUCCUUUAGUUGAGCAGUUGCCUCCCUUGUACAUGGAUUUGGUGAGAGGAAGACAAGAUUUUACUCCAAAGCCGGAGGAAACUCGACGAAUUGUGAAGUCAUACUAUGGCAUCUCCCGCAAUCUUCUCAUAAAGUUCAAAGAUGAUACAAUCGAUGAAACUCUGAUACUAGCUCAGUUGCUUAGCUCGGAGUCUGCAAUUAGUUCAAUGCUGGACAUGUCAACUCGGGCGUUGCCUGGCAAUCAUGGGUUACCGUUGCAGCAGGGCCUUCCCGACAUACCACCAGCAAUGGCGGAUGCUGUGAAUAGAGGUAGUGAGCUCUUUUCCAAUCUAACCGCUGGAACACCUUGGGAAACCGUUGCGAAGGAAGUGGGAAACACAUUAGGGGUAGACUCGAAAAUUCUCCAAGCUGAAGCAUCCAAGGAUUUAAACCUGCUUGUGGAAGUGGUAACAUCUUGGAUGUCUUCAAACAUAGGUCCGAAACUUUUGAGGCCAUAGAUGUUGUCAUGGGCUUACAAUUUGCCACCAUCCCAUAUAUAUGUUCUGUGGAUGUGUACUAUAUCCGGAUGCUCCGAUGAUUCUGAAUUGCUCAACCCUUUUGGUUAUGGUUCUUAUCUGAACGCAAUAUUGUCCUCGACGAGCCAUACACGCACAACAGCAUAGCGAGUCGUAAGUUGUGGCAUCUUUGGAGUUUGGACUGAUUUUUGCUUCUUUCCUUAAUGUUCUGUUUCAAUUAGACUUGCUAUUGCUGUAACUAUUAAACAGUUCCAUCGCUUUCUUGGGAUCACUAUUUAUACAACUUCACAGAAUAUUUGUAAAUCCACCCAUUUACUCUUGUGUAAUUACUUCAUUUUUUCUGUUUGUAGCAAAAAUAUAAUGUAUAUUUCUCAA
Molecule: messenger RNA, 1918 nt
Organism: Cucumis melo (muskmelon)
Lineage: Eukaryota; Viridiplantae; Streptophyta; Magnoliopsida; Cucurbitales; Cucurbitaceae
Exons: 10
Coding region: 203-1525 (440 amino acids)
Source: RefSeq, a predicted model, not a curated record